Molecule: messenger RNA, 1065 nt
Organism: Penicillium malachiteum
Lineage: Eukaryota; Fungi; Ascomycota; Eurotiomycetes; Eurotiales; Aspergillaceae
Product: alpha/beta fold hydrolase
Exons: 1
Coding region: 1-1065 (354 amino acids)
Molecular function (GO): hydrolase activity
Source: RefSeq, a predicted model, not a curated record
AUGUCUAACAUUACACACCACGAAGUGACUUAUGCCAACGGCAUUAAAAAGAUUCAUUAUCUCGCCACUGGGCCAGUUGACGGCCCCCUCAUCCUCUUCAUCCACGGGUGGCCUGCUACUGGUAUCACCUGGAAAUCCCAGUUAGAAGCAUGCGCAUCUGUCGGCUUCCGGGCUAUUGCGCCCGACAUGCCCGGCUAUGGCCAGUCAACUGCUCGUCGUGAGGUCGACGACUACUGUAUAGAAGCCAUCGUUGAUGGUAUGAUCGCGUUGUUAGCCGACACAGGCCGUAAGGCCGCUGUCUGGGUUGGCCAUGACUGGGGUUCUGGUAUUGUCUCCGCUGUCGCGCUUCAACAUCCCGAGGUUGUUAAGGCAAUGGUGAAUAUGUGUGUACCCUUCUUGACACUCGAACUAGGAUGGGAUCCUCUCCUGUCACUAAUGAAUCGAGAGGUAUACCCGAUUGAUAAGUACGAAUUUGGACAGUUUGACUAUAUCAAGAACUGGGAGGAGAACUUUGAGAAGACCGCUGCAUGGUUUGAUAGCGAUAUUGCUGGAGUUUGCGCUAUAAUGUCGCAAAAGUCUAUCCCACAAAAAGAUCCCAAGCAUCCCAAUGAUUUGAUGGCCCUUGUACGCAAGAAUGGUGGUUGGUUAGGUGGAAUCCCUAAACCGCCAAGCGCGCAUCAACUUGGACCGGUCGCACUUCCAAGUGAUGUUUAUGAAUCAUUUGUUAGUGACAUGGAGAAGACAGGCUUUUGGCCUGGAUCGGCCUAUUAUCUGCAUCUUGAACGAAAUGCAAAAUAUAAUGCGAACUGUGAGAAGAAAGUGGACUUCCCUGUGCUGUUUAUGCAUGCUCUCUGGGAUGCAGUAUGUGAGACUAUCCAUUCACAAUUCCCGGAGCCUAUGCGACAGAAUUGUUCAAAUUUGACCGAGGCUAAAAUCGACGCCGCCCAUUUCUUGUAUUUUGAGAAGCCCAGAGAGGUUAAUGCCGUCUUGUUAAGAUGGUUGGCAGACCAGGUGCCGAGUGAGUGGCCUGGAGCGUUGGAAAGCGAGUACACCAAGGUCAAGUAA